Xiphias gladius (swordfish) is the source of this 2477-nucleotide messenger RNA. RefSeq names its product WRN helicase interacting protein 1 (gene wrnip1). Gene Ontology annotation, cellular component: nucleus. Gene Ontology annotation, molecular function: DNA binding; ATP hydrolysis activity; enzyme activator activity. Lineage: Eukaryota; Metazoa; Chordata; Actinopteri; Istiophoriformes; Xiphiidae. The coding region runs from base 174 to 1991 and encodes 605 amino acids. The record is from RefSeq and is a predicted model, not a curated record. The transcript is spliced from 7 exons. Gene Ontology annotation, biological process: DNA repair; regulation of DNA repair; DNA-templated DNA replication.
CCACUAAAAAAGUUAAACUAACAUAAUCUUAGAAUAAACGUCACUUUUAGCUUAAAAACGGGGGGAAGUCACAGCUGGGACCAACAUUUAGGCGAAAACUGGUUUCUAACAGUUAAUCUCAAAACAGUGUUUGGUCACGUGGUUAAAGGUCAAAAGUUUCACGGGGAAUCAACAUGGCGAACGAGAUGACAUCUAGAGCCCCGGAGUCGCUGCAAUGUCCCGUUUGCUUUAAAGACUUCAACCCGGCCACAAUUAACGGACACCUCGAUGUGUGUCUGCUGAAAGGAGUCACCGACGGCAUCCCGUCCCCCACGGAGGAGACCGGACCUCCCUCAAAGAAACCGCGCGCUAGUGCGGAGGCUGUACCACCCGGCCCCGCUGUCAACAAAACCGGGGCAGGGACCCCGGCAUCUGCGAUGUUCUCCCUGUUUCAGACCAACAAGAGUAACGUGUCGGUUCAAAGUGGACGGAGUGGUUUGUUUACCGCUAAGCAGAGCGUUGCCGCUGCCGUCAACAGGGGGGUUCAACGUGGUGUGCUGAAGGGGGCUGAACCUGAACCUGGACCAGCAGGGACAGAGACUGCGAGGGGCCAAACAUGUGUGUCCAGCGGACAGACGGUGAAGACAGCACGGGGUUCAUCGCCGCGGACACUGCUAGCGAUGGACAAGCCUUUGGCGGAGAUACUGCGACCAAACACACUGGCGGAAUACUUUGGCCAAAGCGAAGUGGUGGGCCAGCGAACGCUCCUCCGGUCCCUUCUGGACUCGCAGGACAUACCGUCCCUGAUCCUCUGGGGACCACCGGGAUGCGGAAAGACGACUCUAGCUCACAUCAUUGCCAGCACCAGUAAAAAGAACGGCACAGCUCGUUUUGUCACUAUGUCUGCGACCAGCGCGUCCACCAAUGAAGUCCGAGAGGUUAUCAAGCAGGCGCAGAAUGAGCUCCGACUGUGCAAGAGGAAGACCAUCCUGUUCAUUGAUGAAAUUCACCGCUUCAACAAAUCCCAGCAGGACACGUUCCUUCCUCACGUGGAGUGUGGGACGGUAACACUGAUCGGAGCAACCACCGAGAAUCCGUCCUUCCAGGUGAAUGCUGCCCUGCUGAGCAGGUGCAGGGUGCUAGUUCUGGAGAAGCUCUCAGUGGAGGCAAUGGGCUCAAUCCUGGACAGGGCUGUGGCCACACUCGGUAUCAGAGUCCUGGGGCGAGAUCCAGCAACUCCCGAAGAUCAAGAGCAAACAGAUGGACAUGAGCCAAAGAUUUACAUUGAGCAAAAAGCUCUGGACACCGUAGCCUACCUCUGUGAUGGUGACGCUAGAGCAGGACUCAAUGGUCUGCAGCUGGCUGUUAAGGCUCAGGUGAGCUUGACCCAGCAAAACCUGUUAGCAGAAGACGGUUCUCCUCAAGAUAUUCUAGUGAAGGAGGAGCAUGUCAAGGAGGGUCUUCAGAGAUCCCAUAUACUCUAUGAUAAAGCUGGGGAAGAGCAUUACAACUGUAUCUCAGCGUUGCAUAAAUCGAUGAGAGGCUCCCAUGAGAAUGCCUCUCUCUACUGGCUGGGCCGCAUGCUGGAGGGCGGUGAGGAUCCCCUCUAUGUGGCUCGCAGACUGGUCCGCUUUGCCAGCGAGGAUGUUGGUAUGGCAGAUCCCUCUGCUCUCCCUCAGGCUGUUUCCACCUUCCAGGCCUGUCACUUCAUCGGGAUGCCGGAAUGUGAGGUGAUCCUGGCUCAGUGUGUGACGUAUCUGGCAAGAGCACCCAAGUCUGUGGAGAUCUACAAGGCCUAUGGUAAUGUGAAGGCCUGUUUGAGGAACCACAAAGGCCCCCUGCCUCCUGUGCCCCUGCACCUCCGCAAUGCCCCCACAAGGCUGAUGAAGCAGCUGGGCUACGCUGAAGGCUACAAAUACAACCCGGCCUUCUGCAGCCCCAUAGAGCAAGAGUACUUACCUGAGGACCUGCAGGGCAUUGACUUCUUCACCUGGACGCCCUCUGACCCAUGAGAUUCUCUUGUAAGGCUUUACGCCACAUAAUGUAUAGUCUGAAACCAAGGCUGCUGAAUGAAAAUAAUCUUUUGACAUGAACUUUACUAGGGUAUAUGUUUUGAUGUAACUGCUGAUCCAAAUUCACACUUGCAGUUGGGGCUUUUGACAUGUUCAUGUUCAUGUUCAAAUUUUCAUCACAGCCAUUUACAUUCACAUGUUCUGUCGUGCAAAUGUAUAUACCGUUUUACUUUGGUCAAUUGUUUUUGAUUAUAAAGGAUACACAAACCAUUUAUAGUUUCAUUUACUUUUCAAUAUGCUCAUAAUAAAGUCCUUAAUUUGUUAAAAAUAGCAAAAAACAUACAGUUAAUCUACACAACAUGCCUUUGUGUUUCCAUUAUAAAUACUUAAAUGUUUACUAUGUAAAAUAUGUGUAUGUUUGGGUUCAUCUUUGUCCUGCCCCUGUAAAAAUGUCAUACAUUGUUGAAAAUCAUUAAAAUGUUUUUU